UUAUUUUGUUGAUUGGCGCUACAGAUGUCAACCUUUGGCUUAUGAUGCUUUCUGAUGCAAUCACAGCUAUCACUCUGGUAUCUGUAGAUGAUUGCAUUAGAAAAUCACUGUGUCACACUAUUCAAUACAUGCAGGACAAUGUGUGUCAGUGUCUGAUGUGAUAUUAUAGUAUAUUGUACAUUGUUGAUUGGUGAAUAGCUGAGUUAAUAUUGUAUUUGAACAAACUGACAGUAUUUUCCUGCUUUCUUAUACUAUGCUUAUUGAUUGCUGAGUGUCUUUCAGUUAUAAUUUCUGUCAUGUCUCCUUAAAUGUAUAAAUCUGAUCCACAGUAUGUGCCAUCGACUUGAUGAUGUCAUGAAGCUGUGUUGUGAGUUAUCUGCCAAUCAGCAAAUCCAGACCACAGUGAAAGGCUCAGGGAAGGGAGCAGCAGCAGCGGGCGGUCUGGCCUUCGCUGGAGGGUUAGUCGGGGGACCUCUUGGUAUCGCAGUCGGCGGUGCUGUCGGAGGCCUUCUGGGCUGCUGGCUGACCAGUGGACAGUUCAAACCGCUGCCUCAGAUCAUAAUGGAGCUCAGUCCUCAGCAGCAGCAGAAGCUUUAUGGUAGUCUUCUGGCUGUGCUGGGAGACAUUCAGUGGACAGAUUUGGCUCAGCUAACUGCUCUAGUGAUGGGCAACGCCACCCUGAAGCAGCAGCUGACAGCGACCCUUCUCGGCUACAUCUCCAAGGAGCUCCAGGCGCAGGUGCACUACGUGGAUUAGUGUCUGUGGAAGAACUGGGAUACCCUGACUCAGGGGCGCACAUGCUCAGAAGGAUGGAGUCUUUUGAAAAGAAUGUGAACUGUUUUUAUGACACUGGAGAGACUCUUUAUCAAAUGUGAAAUGACAUAUUGUAAAUUUGCACAGACGCCAUCACAGUCUUGGUUACAGGUUAUACGGUUAUUGUGAAAACAGCUGUAUACCUGGAUUAAUGUAUUAUUGGAAGUACACUCAUCAGAUGAAGGAAUUAUUUAUUCAUCAAUGGCACUGUUAAUCAUAUAAGAGACAUAGUGGUUCUGUUUGUGAUAACGGUUUUAUACAAAAUGUAAAAAAUACAUUUGACACACCACAUGGCACAUCACACAGGGGAGGAACGAUGGAGCUUUCAUCCUAUCUUUAUCCAAGAGCGUGUUCUUUCAACAUGAGAGCAUCGCUCAUUGAGUCCACGCUCAGAGUUGGUACUGUCUUUAGCUUGAUCCAAUAGACUAAUUGAGUUUCUAUUUUCUAGUUAGUGUUGGUUUUCUAGAGGGGGCCGGGGCACUGUAAUGGGAAAAUAUGUUAUAGUAUCAUGUGAUGUUUUAAAAGAUCUACCACUGAAAGUGAUGAACACAGACAGACACAAAACAGCAGUCCUGCAGAAGAUUUUAAUUAGUUUUGAAUCCAGGUGUCCUGGUAUCUCUUAGCUGAUUGCACGCUCCCACGAGGAUGAGAAGUGAAGAGACACUGUUGUCUUUGUCUGUAAGACAAAGAUUGAGACAGAACCUUGAAACCGGAACUGAAUGUCCUGGCAGAAAACAGCCUGUGUCUGAACUCCUAUCCUCCCCUGUUUAUGAUUCAUCUGAAGGCGUAAAGGCGUGAACCUUUGGUAUGCAUAAAUGAUGUUGAAUGUUGCACUUUGUCGAAGGUUUCACACAGUCUACUGAAUACGUAGCUGUUGUGCUUUCUUCCCUCUUGCAAGA
Molecule: messenger RNA, 1712 nt
Organism: Anarrhichthys ocellatus (wolf-eel)
Lineage: Eukaryota; Metazoa; Chordata; Actinopteri; Perciformes; Anarhichadidae
Product: protein C19orf12 homolog
Exons: 2
Coding region: 331-756 (141 amino acids)
Source: RefSeq, a predicted model, not a curated record